This is a messenger RNA of Lytechinus pictus (painted urchin), 2221 nucleotides long. Its product is annotated as mitochondrial genome maintenance exonuclease 1-like. The transcript is spliced from 7 exons. Gene Ontology annotation, biological process: mitochondrial DNA replication. Gene Ontology annotation, molecular function: single-stranded DNA exodeoxyribonuclease activity. Gene Ontology annotation, cellular component: mitochondrion. Lineage: Eukaryota; Metazoa; Echinodermata; Echinoidea; Temnopleuroida; Toxopneustidae. Bases 101 to 1294 code for a protein of 397 amino acids. The record is from RefSeq and is a predicted model, not a curated record.
GCUUAGGCAUCAAUGCGUCAUCUCGGCCUCAGGCUCAAGACUCAGACUCAGUGCAGUCACUGCAGUGGUCAUUUUGUAGCCAGAGACAACGUCCUUUGAAAUGAUGCCUAUACUUCCAACAUCAGUGAAAUAUUUACCACGAUUGUGUAAAGAGAAUGCACCCAGACACUUCCCUUGGCCAAGGCUUUCCAGAAUUAUUUUGAGAAACUUUGCAAGCAACUUUUGGCAUCGAUCUCAUCAUGAACAUGUUUUUAGUUGUGACCAAAUUACAUUGUGUAGGAAUCCAGGCAGGAUUAAUUCUACUUCAGAAGGAAUUUCAUAUUCCAACACACCACGAUGUGUGUCUUUUACAAGGAACAUCCAGACUUGUAAACGUCAUCACUUUCGCUUCAUUCCCGAGUGUAGGACAUCUUCAAGGGAUAAGAUAAUCAGAGAGUCUAAAGAAAAGGGAGAUUUUAGAGAUAAUCUUGAUGCCUUGGUAGCUGAAUCUAUCAAAGAAGAAGAUAUGGGACCAAAGAACAAUGAUGAGGUGGAUGAUGAGGAUGAGAUAUUUAUCAGCCACUCAGGAAAGAUGCUAAUGUUUCCAUGGCGACUGGUGAAUACAAGUAGAGAAGGAUGGUCAGAUGGAGAGAGGAAGGACAGGAGAGAAGAUAAAACCAAGUAUCCCUCUGUGACUGGUAUACUGCAAAAGACGAUGUCUCCUGACAGUGCAGUAGCUCUUCUAAGGUGGGAAAGAUUCAUGAUAAAAAAGAUGGGAUUACCUGCUUUUCUGAAGUAUAAGAAAGAGAUGUUCAGUGAGGGACAUCAACUCCAUGCAAACAUUGGACAUGUCAUACUCAACAAUCCUGAAAAGGUAGCCAUUGACAAGAAUAUUGAAGGCUUCUGGAAUAGCAUCAAGGAGCGACUUCCAGAGCUUGUCUCAGACUCUCCCAUCAUAGAAUGUCACACCAAGCACCCGUAUCUUGGUUACCACGGUUACGCUGACUGCAUCACAGAGUACAGAGGGAAGCCUUGUCUUGUCGAAUUCAAGACAUCUAGGAAGCCUAAGAAGAGUCUAGCCAAGUGCUUUGAUAGCCCCGUACAGGUUGCAGCCUACCUCGGAGCAUUCAACUUUGACUCACAUCAUCAGUUUCAGAUAAAUCAAGCGCUUCUGGUGAUAACCUACAAAGAUGGCUCUCCAGCCGACCUCCAUGUCAUGACCUCUGACCUCUGUGACCUUUACUGGAAGAAAUGGUUGAGGAGACUUCAGGAAUACAGGGAAAUAGAAAGCAGACAAACAGCUGCCGAACAUUAGAUUGGUAUUCUGAUUGGAAUGCAAUUCUAUUUGAACAUUCAUCAUUAACUGGGUACGGUGACUUCUAUUUGAACAUCAUCAUUAACUGGGCAUGGUGACUCAGGGGUAGAGCGCUCAUCCAGAGAUUGUGGGAAGGUUCCAUCCUCCACCAUGCAUGUCAUAUCAAAGAUAAUGUGACUUUCUGCCUUCUAACUAGGUGCUUACAUGUAGAUUGGAUAAAGGGUAAUAAUAAUGUCAUGCAGGUAUAAGUUUAAUUACUGAAGUGGCUAUAAUACCCUGGUGACAUAAAAUAUAUUAUGCUUGGACAAGGUGCCAUACCAUCAUGUUAGGCAAAGUUCACCCUGACAAAAAGUUUAUUGUAAAAAUAGCAGAAAAAAAAAAAAAAAAACAUUGCCGAAGGUUUGAGAAAGGUCCAUCAAAGAAUUAAAAAGUUAUUAGAAUUUCAAUUAUUUGAUUUGUGAUGUCACAUGUGAGCAGCAUUCCUACAUAGCGAAUGGUAAAACAUUAAUGAAAUGUCAUUUUCUCAGAAAAUUUUAAAUGGUUUUUACUGUACCUUUUGUAUAUCAAUAGACAAAAUCACACCUGGGUAGUGUUUCAUGAAAGGACUUGUCGGACGUUUUAUCCGACAAGUCCCAUUUCAUCCGACAUUUGCCAUAGUAAAAUGCUUCUCAGCCAAUCAAAAUCAAGGAAAUUUGUCAGAUCUGACAACUUGUCGGACUAAAAUGUUGAUGAAACACUCCCCAGAUCAUGAAAGAAAAGAAAAAUAAGUCAUCAGGAACCAUUAGAAAAUGAAAUUCAUGCAUUUUAUAUUACAUAACAUAUGGGGCAGCUGUUUGUUUAUGACAUCACAAAUCCAAAACUUGAAAUCCUAAUCACUUAAUCUUCAACAGAUUUUCCUCAAACCUUCACCAAUAUUUUUUUAAUAAU